Messenger RNA from Sclerotinia sclerotiorum 1980 UF-70, 612 nucleotides. RefSeq lists its product with no specific name. The record is from RefSeq and is a predicted model, not a curated record. Lineage: Eukaryota; Fungi; Ascomycota; Leotiomycetes; Helotiales; Sclerotiniaceae. The coding region runs from base 1 to 612 and encodes 203 amino acids. The transcript has a single exon.
AUGUCCUCUCCUAUUGAUGAGAAAUCGACUCUUGUCGCCACAAACGUCCUUACCAUCAAUCGACCUACUCCAUCUCGUACACAAUCCAAUCAAUCCGUCCUCAGCACAAUUCAAGAUGUCGAUUCCACCCACUCCUUAAGUCCAAGCCAAACUCGCUAUGAGAAGAAUAGUCUUUCUCAAGAAACCUCUCCAUUGUCCCCAUUCUACAAUCCCAACCCUACACGAUACUCGCUCGAAGCACAGAAAUCCUCAUCGAAGCAAAAUAUCACAUCCUAUGAUACCGAUGUUGAAGCUUGUCUUACACCACAACAAACAACAAAAAGUGGAGGUCUGUUGAUGAAGGCUAAGACGGGCGCGACGCAGGAAUGUACGGUAUGGCCAGGACAACAACAAAUGAAGAGGAAGAAGAAGGCUAUGAAAAAAGAUAGAAUGAGUGCAGGUAUCUGCGGUUGCAUGGCUGGUUUCGAUAAAAAGACGAGAGUUUGGAUUAAGGUCUUGAUUGCUUUGGUUGUGAUUGCGCUUGCUGUCGGUGUUGGAGUUGGAGUCUCUAGAGCUGUUGGUGGAGGAGUUUGGAAAAAUUCGCAGAGCACAAAUACUGCUAUUCCCAGCUAG